Messenger RNA from Talaromyces stipitatus ATCC 10500, 426 nucleotides. RefSeq lists its product as uncharacterized. The coding region runs from base 1 to 426 and encodes 141 amino acids. Gene Ontology annotation, molecular function: nucleic acid binding. NCBI's taxonomy places the organism in Eukaryota, Fungi, Ascomycota, Eurotiomycetes, Eurotiales, Trichocomaceae. The transcript is spliced from 2 exons. The record is from RefSeq and is a predicted model, not a curated record.
AUGCUCCCUAGUACCCUCGCAGCGGCUGAUUUCACGGCUUUUCAACGCACCAUCCCUAGCUCGGAUAUUGUAAUCUUUUCAGAUGGAUCUAGGCUGAUAGAUGGACGUGCAGGGGGUGGCUAUAUUGGAUUUCAAGCACACCAUCAGUUCCUCCGCUCCUCACUCUCAUACGGACAUGAGAAAGAGGUCUUUGACACAGAAGCAGAAGCUGCCCUAGCUGGUGCUCAAGCAGCAAUAACAUACCCAACAGCUCAAUUUGCUACCAACCUAUGGAUCUGCCUUGACAACCUGGAAGUUGCCACGCGCCUCCUAUCCCCCUCUACAGGAUCCUCCCAAGAGGUCUUUGAAUCCUUCCGCACCCUUGCAGCCGCCUGGCCACUACGCGAAAGGCUUCCACACACCAAAAGUGGAUCAAUCCAAAUCUGA